UGCACAGGAAGGGGUGACGGUCGGGGGAGCUCCUUGCGAGCCGGCGGAGUCACCGCUGCGCGUUGUACUAUGCGUGUGUCUUGUGUUACAGCCAUGCUGCACAUCGGCGGCCAGAGCGAAGGGCGCGGGGAGGAAAAGGCUGUUUACACAGACUGCAAACCGCCCGGGGAAUAGUGCGGGAGAGGAAGUGAGCCGGGCCGCUGUCUGACUGCCCCGGCUUCCUGCUCGCUCCCUCACACGGGCAGGCGCUCACACACACACACACACACACACACACACACACACACACACACACACACACCCCCACACCCACACACCGGCCCGAGGGGGGAAAAAAAAGAAAAAAAGGGAAAACAAAAUCAGGAUCUCAUUACUAGCGCAACAGAGCGCCUGCCGAAGACUGUCAGCAUGGAGAACCAGGGAAUUUUACUCAGCUCCCUGUAGACUGCCAGGAGAGAGCGGAAAAGUCCCUCAGCCGCUGGGUAUGGAGAGUGCAAUCACACUGUGGCAGUUCCUAUUGCAGUUGCUGCUAGACCAGAAACACGAGCACCUCAUUUGCUGGACAUCUAAUGAUGGCGAAUUCAAACUACUCAAGGCAGAAGAAGUGGCUAAGUUGUGGGGACUCAGAAAAAACAAAACUAAUAUGAACUAUGACAAGCUGAGCCGAGCACUCAGAUACUAUUAUGACAAGAACAUCAUCAAGAAAGUGAUUGGACAAAAAUUUGUAUACAAGUUUGUCUCCUUUCCUGAGAUUUUAAAAAUGGAUCCACAUGCUGUGGAAAUCAGCAGAGAGAGCCUUUUGCUGCAGGACAGCGACUGUAAGAUGCCUUUGGAGRGCAGGGAUCAGCACAAGCACAGCUUGUCAGCACUGAAAAGCACAAGCCGUAAUGAAUAUAUCCACUCUGGCCUGUACUCCUCUUUCACGAUCAACUCUCUGCAGAACCAGCCAGACCCUUACAAGACAAUCAAAACAGAAAAACUGGAGAAGUCAGAAGGAAACACACCAGUUGAAGAAGUCCGGACUGUUAUCAAAUUUGUGACAAACAAAACAGAGAAACAAAUUAUGAGGCCCGUGGUGCCGUUGCCUUCUACUUCUGAAACAGCAGCUCCCUCUGCUUUCCUCAGCUCUUCAGUAUCAGCUAAAAUAUCUUCCUUAAUGCUACCCAACAGUGCCAGCAUUUCAUCUCCAUCAUCGUCCUCCUCCAGGUCACCAUCUCUGUCUCCCACCUCACCCCUCACUACAGAACACAGGAGCUUCUUCCUUGAGUCCAGUUGCCACGACUCAGAUUCCCUUGAGCCUCUGAACCUCUCCUCAGGGUCCAAGGCUAAAUGCCCAUCUCUUCCCCAAAAGGCUAAAAAACCCAAAGGCUUGGAAAUCUCUGCCCCACCUAUGAUUCUCUCCAGCACUGACAUCGGUUCCAUCGCCCUCAACAGCCCUGCACUCCCUUCGGGAUCCCUGACUCCAGCUUUCUUCACUGCACAGACCCCCAAUGGAUUAUUGCUGACUCCAAGCCCGCUGCUGUCUAGCAUUCACUUCUGGAGCAGCCUCAGUCCUGUCGCUCCUCUGAGUCCUGCCAGGCUGCAGGGACCAAACACUCUGUUCCAGUUUCCAACUCUACUAAAUGGUCACAUACCAGUGCCACUCCCCAGUCUGGACAGAGCCUCUUCACCAGUACUGCUUCCUCCAAAUGCUCAGAAAUCCUGAUGACAGCUCAUCACACCUAGGAUGCAUUGGUGGAUUUAACACUUCAUUCCUAUGGGCUAAUUUUUCCUGUGUCAUGAGAAGGACAUUGUGAAACCCUUUAUUACUUUAGUUUGCACUUUUCAUUACAUGGAUAAUCUACUUUUAUUAUGUUAGCAUUUUUCAACAGUGUUUAUAUAUGAAAGUAUAUAUAAAUCUGUUAUGCAUUAAAUGAAUUAUAAUUUUUUUUAACAUAGCUCUCGAGUGUUGAACAUUUCUGUUGUUGAUGAAGUACUUUUCAUAAUGGAUUGCAACAAUGUAUCUAACAGGGAUGYGAAGCUUCUUUUUAAUCCCUUUUCCUGCAUAUUAUGCAUUGUGCUUGUGUAAACUAUAACCGGCUGUGCCUUCUUUUGCAUAAAGUCAUGUAAAUGAUUUAUAUAUUUUCUAGUAUUAAGAUAAAAAGUUGAAAGAAAAAAACAAGUAUUGAACAGCCCUAUGGUAGUAUUUCAGUUAUUUUCUCCAUGGAUAGGCCAUAUGAUGCAGUGUAUUAAUAUAACUUUGUAUUAAGUGCUUUCAAAUUGUAUAAAAAUAGCCUUGUAAUUUUUCUCUUCUCUAAUUGCUGAAGUGAAAAACGCAGUCCAUGUUACUUACAGUCAGGAGAUGUAGUUCAGAGUAACAAAGACACAUUUACACACUUAUGCCCAUGUUCAUCUGUCAACUUGCAACAGGGAGGAACUGGGCUGUGUAUGUUCAGGAGACAUUUCCAGUAUUUGAGAGUACUGUAGAAAAGGAGACAUUGCUCACAAUUUAUUUGGCCUAUACUUCUACAGCUGGAAAGAGUGCAGRUAAUCUCUGUCCUCCCAGGGAAUGAGGAUCAUUCCCGAUAAUUUCCAGGUGCUUUGUUCAGCUGUGCCAAGUGCCUUCUAUUACUUCCCUGGAAAGACUGUUGUAGCAACUCAAGCUCAGAAGGUCACAUUUCCCCUUCCCCCAAAGCUGGAAAAGUUACAGGUCUGUAAUUGAUGCCUGGUGCUUGCAAAGAGGCAGAGACUGUACAUGUGGGAUGUUUAUGUAUAAACAGCUGAAUUCUGGAUGAAAACAGCACUGUAUUACUGUAUACUUGCAACUUGAGCUUACUGGGUAUGUCCUCUACCUUGAGGGGAUGGCUUAGUCAUCUAAAUGUCGGGUUAGGAUUAGGCCAGACUCCCUGGCACCACRGACUCUAAUCCUGGUAGGGCUGAUGCAAAUCUCCAGUUUUCUGAGGUGGUUAWAUGGCUUGAAUGCAGCUUUACUGUCGGUUUUUCAGAUGAGACCUUAAAAGCCAACCCCAAACUUAUUCCUGUUUGUGACAGGUCAUUCGAACCUCUACUUCGCUUUCUGGCCAAGCAGCUGGCCACGGUCUGUUUUUUUUUAAAUGUAUGCAGUGAGUUGUCUGCUAUUUUCUGCUUGAAUGCAUUUCAGUGAUGAUGUGUGUAGUUAUUUGUAAAGUGCUUUUGAAUCCUUCAACCUGAAAGGUGCUAAAUAAACAUUUUAUUAAUGCAGUUCUGAUGUUGAAAAGCCAUUUUUGGGCCAGAGGUGGUUGACAAAAGACAGCAGGAAUUUUCCUCAGGCUCCUGGGUUGCACAACCAAAAAUGACUGCUCAGUUUUAUCACUUGCAGUGAUAAAACCCUGCUGUAUCCAUGUAAGUAGCUGGUGAUAAACAGAGCCAUUAAAUGCCAGACACRAGGAGAACAAAUGAAGCGCUUGAGACGUCAUUUGCUCGACUCAGCAUUUCAAGAGCUCAAGAUGUGCCACCCCACAGAGUCAAAAAUAGAAGAUGAACCUACGCAAAAUUUAUGAGUGGAUGCAAAUUUUAUAAAAAGUAAAAUCAGAAUAGGUUGGAAGACAUGGCAGCGUGUAACUGACGGGAUUGAUGAGGCUGGUGGAGAUAAAUCACACGUUUUUCUUCCAAUGCAUUCCUCCCAGAUACAGGGAAUAUUUUUCAGUAACUGAGUUAUAGAGAGGCAAUUAUUUCACACUACAGAGCUACCUCUUGCCUAAUUGUUAAAAAACCAUGAAUACCUGCUUACACUUACAAGGCAAGAACAGCAACAUAGAACUUUGUGUCUUGUACGUGCCAGUGUAGCUUAUAGGAGAACCUGGCAUCAAGGCAUGAUAAGGUUCUUACAAUGAAUUUAUAAAGUAAAGAUAUUUACUCCUGAAAAUAGUAUUGACUAUUACACUGCAAAAAAACCCAGAUGAACAUGAGAUGAGGGAGCAUAUGACAGAGAUUCUUAAAAUAACCUGGAUUCUCAUGAUUUUAUUUCUUCCAAGAUUUUACUAUUAAUAAGGCAGAUUUUUUUCUUCUCAAAAGGCUCAACACACCCACACCUUCCCUCCAACCCUCCAGCCCUUGAAUGAUUUUGGAAUGUUUUUUAAAGAUAGCAGAAAACAGCAAUUCUGGGACAAAAUACUAUUUCAAAAAAUUACUGGAAAUUAUCUGAGAGAAUCCAAUGAAACAAUGGAAGACACACAGAAACUGUACUGUCUUCUCAUCUUUUAGAGAAUAAAAGUAUCAAGAGAACACAUCUUCUGCUAGUUGACUCUUCAGUUGAAAAAAAUAGGCUGUUAAAAUAAAAUCUGCCUUCUAAAUCAAYAAGUAAUGGGGAACAAAAAUUUUUUGCUGUUGGGAAGAAUUUAUAAAGUCCAGCCUCUCAAGUCUAACACUUAUAUGAAACACUAGACUGUUACGCCUUAUGCUUUGAAGAAAAUACUCCAUUGGUAAUCUACUGAGUUUUAUUAACAGGUAUCUUUUUAACUGUAGAGAAAAAUCAAAUAAAUG
Malurus melanocephalus (red-backed fairy wren) is the source of this 4500-nucleotide messenger RNA. RefSeq names its product ETS transcription factor ELK3 (gene ELK3). NCBI's taxonomy places the organism in Eukaryota, Metazoa, Chordata, Aves, Passeriformes, Maluridae. Bases 485 to 1705 code for a protein of 406 amino acids. The record is from RefSeq and is a predicted model, not a curated record. Gene Ontology annotation, molecular function: sequence-specific DNA binding; DNA-binding transcription factor activity, RNA polymerase II-specific. Gene Ontology annotation, biological process: regulation of transcription by RNA polymerase II; cell differentiation. Gene Ontology annotation, cellular component: nucleus. The transcript has 5 exons.